AUGAAAUUUCAAGAAACGCAAAAGUUAUUAGAACGUGGUCAAAUUGAAGAAUCAACUUCUCCGUGGUCGUCACCUAUAGUUCUUGUUAAGAAGAAAGAUAAAACAAUGCGAUUUUGUAUUGAUUAUCGACGUCUAAAUGCUGUUACAAUUAAAGAUGCAUUUCCACUUCCUCGAAUCGAUGAAAUAUUUGAUCAAUUAUCUGAUGCCGUAUAUUACACCAAAUUCGAUUUUAAAUCUGGUUAUUUCCAGGUACCUCUCUCUAAAGAGGACCGUCCGAAAACUGCCUUUUCAACUCGCGAUAAUCAUUAUCAAUUUACAGUACUUCCACAAGGUAUUACCAACGGACCCGCAACAUUUCAACGUGUAAUUAAUCAUAUAUUAGGACCCGCAAGAUGGAAAUAUGCGUUAGCUUAUAUCGAUGAUGUAAUCAUAUAUUCGAAAACGUUCGAAGAACAUUUAUCACAUCUUAAUGAUAUUUGUACAAUAUUAAAAAAUGCUCGAUUUCGUCUUAAUCCAGAAAAAUGUGAGAUAGCUCAAACACAAACAGAUUAUCUUGGACAUAAUAUAAAGAAUGGUGAAAUUCGUCCAAGUCCUAAUAACAUCAAUGGUUUAUUAAAUACAAGAUUACCACAAACUGCAGAUGAAGCUUGCAAAUUUGUUAAAGCAGCUGAAUAUUAUAGGAAAUUCAUACCAAAAUUUUCUCAAAUAGCAGAACCACUUCGGAAAUUUGUUCCAACUACAAGAACCCAACAAAAGAAAGGACAAAAAACUUUAAUUAAAUUAACCAAUGAUGAAUUAAAAGCAUUCGACCAACUUAAACAAAUUCUUACGACAGAUAUGGUAUUACGACUUCCAAAUAACAGAUUCCCUUUUAAAGUACAAACUGAUGCAUCUGAUGAGGGAAUCGGUGCAGUAUUAUUACAAAUCUAUCCAGAAGGAGAUAGACCUAUUGCAUACCUGUCAAAGAAAUUUACUCAAGCACAACGUAAAUGGUCUCCUAUGGAACAAGAAUGUUAUGCAUUUAUUUGUGCAUUAGAUAAAUGGCAUAAUUAUUUAAGUGGAAUUAAAUUUACAUGGGAAACUGAUCACAAAGCAUUAACGCAAUUAAAUCAAAAAGCUCAAAUUAACAAACGAUGUGAACGAUGGAGAUUAAAAAUUUUAGAAUAUGAUUACAAGGUGAAAUAUAUUCCUGGAUUAACAAAUUCUAUGCCGGAUUAUUUAUCAAGAUCUCCAGUUGAUGAUGCUGAAGAAGAUCCUGAUGAAAUUUCAUUACUUAUUUCAAAAUCAACACAAACAGAUUUUUUAGAUAUUAUUAAUCAUUCACCUGUCGUUGCAGCUGUUCAAACUCGUGCUAUGAAAUUACGAAAUUUAACUUCAAAUGAUAAAAAUGAUACAACAAUAUUAACACCAGAUACUCCAAUUGGGGAGAAUCGAAUAACUACAAUUUCAAUCGAACAAUUAAUACAAGCUCAACAAAACGAUAAUUAUGCAAAGAAUAUUCUGAACAAAAUCAAGAAAUACAAACAUUAUAUUAUAAAUGAUAAUCUGUUAAUGCGUCGUACGAAUCCUCCAGUUCCUUAUGUACCACAGGGUGAUCUUCGAAAAAUAAUUCUAAAUAUUUAUCAUGAUAGUGCAGCCAACGGUGCUCAUUUCGGAAGAGAUAAAACUAUACCAAAAAUUAAACAACGUUAUUUUUGGCCUUCGAUGUACAAAGAUAUUGAUAAUUAUAUUAAAUCAUGUAUUCCGUGUGCACAAUUUAAUCCUCGUCGACAGAAACCUCCUGGUACAUUAAAACCAAUUCAACCUCCUGAUGGAGUGUGGCAAUUAGUAUCGAUGGAUUUUCAUGGACCUAUUAAUCCAACAACUCAACGUGGAAAUAAAUACAUUAUAUCUCUUACCGAUAUAUUAUCAAAAUUCGUUAUUACAAAAGCUGUACGUGAUAAUACGACUCUCACAGCUGUUCGAUUUCUUAAAGAAGAUGUUAUUUCAAAAUUUGGAACGCCUCGAUGUAUUCUCACCGAUAAUGGAACACAUUUCACAUCAACAAUGAUGGAUGAAUUAGUUAAACAAAUUGGAACAACACACCUUUAUUCAACGCCUUAUCAUCCGCAAACCAAUGGUCAAGUUGAGAGAUACAAUUCGACAAUGGAUGCAAAAAUCGCAGCUUUAUCAAAUCUGCGUAAAACAGAUUGGGAUGAUCAAUUACCAUUCGUAACAUUUAAUUAUAAUACUUCAAUCCAUUCGUCAACAAGACAAAUACCUUUCGAAAUGAUGUAUGGUCGAUCGCCUGUAUUACCUUUUGACCAUCAGGAUACCAAUGUUACAUUAUCAUAUGAUCCUGAACACUCGAAGAAAUUAAAGCAAUUCUUAUCAACAUUAAAUGAACAAGCGAAAAUUAAUAUUAUAAAAAAUCAAGAACGAUACAAGCAACGUUACGAUAUGAAUCGUUCAAAUCCCACGUACAACAUUGGAGAAUUAGUUCUUUGUAAAACACUCAACAUCCGUUAUAAAUUCGAUAUUCGUUAUGAAGGACCGUUUCGAAUUGUUAAACAACUUACACCUAAAACAUUCAUUAUACAACAUGUCAAGAAACCAACAUUAUAUCGUCAAGUUACUACCGACGUGUUACUGCCGAUAUUCGAACGAAAUUUUUAA
This is a messenger RNA of Rotaria socialis, 2655 nucleotides long. The record is from the annotation of a GenBank genome assembly. NCBI's taxonomy places the organism in Eukaryota, Metazoa, Rotifera, Eurotatoria, Philodinida, Philodinidae.